Messenger RNA from Erythranthe guttata (spotted monkey flower), 1670 nucleotides. The record is from RefSeq and is a predicted model, not a curated record. Lineage: Eukaryota; Viridiplantae; Streptophyta; Magnoliopsida; Lamiales; Phrymaceae.
AUGGUGAGUACUAGAAUUUGGUCUCUAUGUGUGCUAUUGGUGGUGGUUUGCUGUUCACAUGCAGCAGCUGAAGAAGAAGGUUGGCGGCUGGGGGAAGAAGGAGGUGCCGCCGGAGAAGAGGGCGGCGGCAGCAGCAGCAGCAAGGGGAAGUGGUUCGUGUUGCAGGACUCGAAACACGUGGUGAAAACUGAUGCUGGAGAUAUGAGGGUGGUUGGGGGUUUUGGAAGCAAAUUUAUGACAAGCCCGAUGCAUGUCGGGUUCAUUACUAUGGAACUGAGAACCCUUUUCAUCCCUCAGUCAUUUUCGUCAUUCCUAUCUAUAAUAUAUAUAUGUGUGUGCGCGCGCAAUACUUAUCUUGGAUUGGAUCAAUGGACUAUAGGGGAAGCAAGAGUUGGGCAUAUAUACAAAGAUGAACUUGUGGAGAGGAGUUUGAAGGUGGGAGAUAUCUAUAGAAUCGAAGCAGGCUCGGCUUUUUAUAUGAUCAAUAGAGCAGAGGGGGAAAAGCUGCAUGUAAUCUGCAGCAUUGAUGCAUCAGAGUCUCUUCAAUAUUGGCACACCGUCCAGUCUUUCUUCGUUGCUGGUGGAACGUAUCCAGCUUCGGUUCUUUCGGGCUUCGAUCACUCGACGUUAUCAGCUGCAUUCAAUGUUUCAGAAGCGGAACUAGGCAUAAUGCUGACGAAGCAGCACAACGGUCGGAUCAUAUACUUGUCAUCGAACGACUCACGUUCACCUUGUUUGUGGUCGAAAUUCUCCGAAAUGGAGCAUCAUCAGAAACUAACACAUAUGAGGAGAAUUGUCCAUGUAACUGGAGCAGAGGAUAUCGAACACAUGGAAGAAGAACAACCAAUAGUAGCAUGGUCUAUCAGAAAACUCCUGUUCUCCGUUUUCGGAAAAGUGGACAACAAAAAAAUGGAAAGCAAAAAGCCACAUUCUUACAACAUCUACGAUAGAACGGGUUGGAGCACUGCGUUGAACGGGUCCCACUAUUCGCCCCUUAAACAUGAAGAUCUCGGUGUUUAUCUUGUCAAUCUAUCUGCGGUAUGGUCCAUUAAUUUCACAUAUCUCAUGAACAUGCGUCUGUUUUUUCAUAUUAAUCACGGAAAAUGCACCUGUUUGAUAAAAUUGCAGGGAUCGAUGAUGGCACCACACAUUAAUCCAAGAGCAACCGAAUACGGGAUAGUAUUGAGAGGAUCCGGCACUAUCCAAACCGUGCACCCGAACGGAACCCUAGCCAUGAAUGCGCAGGUGACGGAGGGCGACGUUUUCUGGAUACCGCGAUACUUCCCCUUCUGCCAGAUCGCAUCCAGAUCCGGCCCGUUUGAGUUCUUCGGGUUCACCACAUCGGCCCGAAACAACAGGCCUCAGUUCCUCGCCGGAGCGAACUCGCUGCUCCACGUUAUGAGAGGGCCCGAGUUCGAAGCUGGAUUCGGGCUGACCGAGGACGGGCUGAAUGAGAUCCUGAACGCGCAGCGGGAGUCGAUUAUCUUGCCCGCGGCGGCGGAAGGAGGUCCGACGGAAGAGGUGGUCGGAAACUAAUUAGCUUAGGCAGUGAUUCGGUGCAUGUGUUCGAUUAGCGGGCAUUUUUUAUUUUGAUUUUGAUUUUGAUUUUGAUUUUGAUUGUUGAGGUGAUCUUCAUUAAGUAAUAAAUGUGGAGUUUGUUUGCAUACAAA